This is a messenger RNA of Ilex paraguariensis (yerba mate), 1665 nucleotides long. The record is from the annotation of a GenBank genome assembly. NCBI's taxonomy places the organism in Eukaryota, Viridiplantae, Streptophyta, Magnoliopsida, Aquifoliales, Aquifoliaceae.
CUAUAUAAACGCUCUCGAGAUCAAGAAAGAAGAGAGAAAAAAUUCAGACUCGAGAGGAGCAAAAAGGGCAGAGCACCAAUUAAUCCUCUUGGAGACCAGCAGAAGAAGAAUAGCAACACAGACGUUGCAUAUACAUACGGUUAGAUAUAUAUAGAUAGCGAGGGGUUUUAGAGAGAGAAACUAUGGGGGAAGAUGGACAAGAGAAGAAGAGGAGGGUGGUGGUGGAGUCGAUGGGAUGGCUAACGGAAUCGUCGAUCAUGCCGAGAAAGCAACGGGCAAUCUCUGGCGUAGGUCCGUCCUCCAUUCUUGAACUCAAGGCCCAACUCUACCAGUCCCAGGAAGAGUCCAAGCGUCUCUCUCAUGAACCCCUAUCUGGUCACGAACAACACAUUGAAGUCCACCGUGCGAAGAAGAAGAUCGCCGCACCCGAUACCUUCUCUCACACGAACUCUGGCGUCGAAGCACGCGCUGCCAAGGACAAACUUGAGCUGAAAGCUAUAAAGGACGGAUCAGCAAGCUAUGCAGCACUAGAGAGAAAGGCUGCAUUAUAUGAUAAGCUGGUGAGGGGAGAGCUCUCUGAUGAGGAAGACAAAGAGAAGUACUGUGUUGAUUUUUUCCGUAAGGGCUUAGAGCAGGAUGAAUCACAGCAGUCUCAGGGCCAUUCUAUGCCAGCAUCACCAGAACAUGAAGAUGAUGGCAGUGAUGCAUCUGUGCUACUCACCACAAAAGCUGUGGGGCUUGGCAGGACAGCUGGUUCAGUAGACAGUAAUGAGCAUAAGCGUUUCGUAAGGGAAAUUCACGAAGAAGCAAAUCAAGCAAGGGAAAAAGCAUCUGAACUCAAGCUGCGCAGGCAAGAGCAGAUUGUGGCUCGUCGAGAGAAACUAAAACAGGCCUAUCUCCGGAAACAGAUUGAGAAAUUGAAAGCUGCAUCCAAAACAGAGCAGACUAAUGAUGGACAAUGAUACCCACUUCUUUUGUAAGAAUACCCGCUUUAAACAUGUGACAACCAAUUCGUCCAUUCCGUACACACUUAAAACCGCCUCAUGACUACAUCAUUAUAGGUGCAGAAUUACUUCAUCAAACUCUUUGUGCCGUACUUAUAUUGUUUCUUUGCAGGUUGUCAUGAUGCAAGAGGUAUAAUUCGUUUCAUACAUCUUAAUGUUCCCAUCCACUGAAUGCUGACCGCUGUUAGUAUGGGCUUUGGUGUUUGUGGAAACCAAUCUCAACUCAUGAAUGGAGCAGUUAUAGGGAACAAAAACGGAUCGUGGAUACAAAAGCCGGCCACGAGCUGAGAUCAUUCUUUUAAGAUAUGUGAAAAUUGGCUAGAGUCCAGAGAAAAGAAGACUACCGAGGCCUGGUUUAAUUCAUCACCGCAAUUUAUAGAAGCUAUUCAGGAAAACUAGUUCCAGUGAAAUUGUUGCAUUGUUGGUGCAAGAUUUAUAUGGAUGUUUCCUCUAGAUGGUCAAGAAAACCUUGAAUAAGGUCGGGGUAAUUUUCUGCCUCCGUCGAUUAAUGUCCUGAAUAGCACCAGGUUUCAAUUGUUUUUGACCUAGUUGACUUUGUGCAAUUUAGAUUUUCAAAUGUCAUGGAGUCGGUAUCUGAUUAGCUUGGCGCAUACUACUGCUUUCGUUUGGAAGAAAAAAAUAAGAGGGAGAAAAGGGGGAA